GCGUUUCAUGUGUUGGUGCGGGAAAAUAAAGAGCAAUCUAAUUUUCUCGAAACUUUAGUGGAAAAUAUGGUCGGAAAAAUGGGUUUCGGUUGAGCGAGAUGACGAUGGAAGUUAGGGCAAGUACAGAAGUGAAAGGAUGUGUGAGUUCUAAUUGCGAGAAGGAAUAAUGGCAGAAAAUGGGAUAAAAUAUUGGCAAACACCGGCUUAGCUGAAUCAUGAACGAUUCUCGAAGGAAAUCGGCGUUAGAAUGAAGAUCGCCUAUCUGCUGGCUUUGGCAGAUGUGGUUAUCGACUUACUAAUCGAUGCCGACGAAAGAUUCGUCCGAAUUCAACCGCUACAUCUUGUAAAACAUGUAAACUUGUAAAUUGAUAAAUUUGGAGACGAAAAUCAUGUUAUCAUUGAAAUAAGGCUAAAAUGAUCAACGCUCCACACCGUAUCGCGUUCGUAACACGGGUUCUGCAAUUCUCUCUCCCCCUUUGCCCCUUUUGUUGGUAAGUUGUUUGUCAACAACAAUCAGCUGUUCCGUUUUGUUUUCAUCCAACGUCAAGCUGUGUAGCGUCUUUUGCCCCGUGACGUCAUCACGCGGAAUCGAUUUUUCCAGCCCUGUACACACACACUCACCCACGCGCAAUCACACACACACGCACGUAGACGGGGUGGCGCAUAGCUGUCAAAAGUUUUCCAGCCCAGUUUUCCCGAAUGCUGGUGUUACAAAGAGCUGUUUGAAAAUUGCCAGUUUUCGCACCCACCCGCGGGUUGGUGAAAAUGUCCUCUACCGUGUUUCAUCGCCGGUGCGGCAAGCGGAUUACGCUGACGAACGGGAACCGCACGGCGAUGCGAAAUGUGAGUGAAUUCAACCACGGACUGGUGCUGAGUGCCGAACCCCUGCAGGACGAUGUCCUGUUUGAGGUGCGAAUCGACGAGAAGAUACAAGCCUGGAGUGGAAGCAUUGAAAUCGGCAUCACGACGGUCAACCCCGAAUCGACCGAAUUGCCCCCGUGUGCAAUGAAGCUGCGCAACACGACCUGGGUAAUGUCCGGAAUUUCCGUGCUGAACGACGGACUGCUGCUGGUCGAAUCGUACGGGCUUGAUUUGGAAAAGCUGGGCGAAGGUGAUCGUGUCGGUGUGCAGCGAACUGCUCGCGGUGAGUUGGUGUUCUACGUAAACGGAGAACCGCAGGGUGUGGCCGCACGAGACAUACCCCGGCAGGUGUACGCACUUGUCAAUCUGUACGGCAAGUGUGUACAGGUGACGAUAACGUCAGGGCAGCUGGCGGACCUGCCCGGAGAGUACGGUGCAUGCACGUCCUCGGAAGACGUAAGCGCGUCACCACAAAUCUCGCAAAAUAUCGAUCUCCCAAUGUCGGUGGAAAUGUCCGUGAACGGUGCGACGGCAACUACCAACACGACCGUGGUCGCCGGAGCAGCCACUUCCUCCAGCUCGGCCAUUACGUCCAGCACCGAGGGAACAUCCGAUCCGAGCGAUAAGCUACGCUUCCACACACGCUGCGGAUCGCUGGUGAAGCUGAGCUCCAACUGUCGGACGGCAGAGCGUCGGCGGCCGCUGGACGAGUUCAACAACGGCGUGGUAAUGACACACCGGCCGCUGUGGGACAACGAACUGUUUGAGAUCCGCAUCGACCGACUAGUGGACAAGUGGUCCGGAUCGAUCGAGGUGGGCGUAACGACACACUGUCCUUCGGCGCUACAGUUCCCAGCGACAAUGACCAACUUGCGCAGCGGAACGAUCAUGAUGUCCGGGUGCGGGAUACUGACGAACGGUAAGGGCACGCGCCGCGAGUACGGGGAGUUCAAUCUGGACGAGCUGCGCGAAGGUGAUCGUGUGGGUAUGAUGAGAAAAGCGAACGGAAAUCUCCACUACUACAUAAACGGCCGCGACCAGGGUGUCGCCGCGACGCGGGUAGCUCAAACGCUCUGGGGCGUGAUAGAUCUGUACGGGAUGACGAUCAAGGUGACGAUCGUGGAUCGGGAUGAGCGCGAGCAGCGCAAUCUCGUCACCAGGCGCAACCAUCUGCUAAGCAUGCCGGCACAGAUACAGGAGCUUCCGCUGAGCAGCUUACCGCACACCGGCACCACAGCCAACGGUAGCCCCUCGGAAGCGGAAUGUGUCGGUUCGGCGUCCACGCUGCUCGAUCGCCUGCUGUUUCACCAGAUGUGCGGUUCGCACGCGAGUGUCACGCACAGUGGCCGUACCGCGCUGCGCCCGAACGCCUCGGACGAUUUCAACAAUGGCGUUGUGCUAACGCGCCGGCCACUGCGCCCGAACGAACUGUUCCAGGUGCGGUUGGAGCGCGUCGUCACCAAGUGGGCCGGAUCGAUCGAGAUGGGCGUUACGACGCACAGCCCGACCGAGCUAGAUUUCCCCUUCACGAUGACCAACGUCCGGACGGGCACGUGGAUGAUGACGGGGAACGGUGUGAUGCACAACGGCAUGACCGUGAUCGAGCAGUACGGACAGAAUCUGGACCGGUUGCAGGUGGGCGAUCGGGUCGGUGUGGUGCGGAAGGACGACGGUACGCUUCACUUCUGGGUGAACGGCAUCGAUCAAGGUCCGGCGGCCACCAACGUUCCGGAGAAAGUGUACGGUGUGAUCGAUCUCUACGGGCAAGCAGCGCAGGCGAGCAUCGUAGACACGUCGGAGUGCGGAACGCCCGAUACAGGCAACUCGACCAUCUCCAACACGACACUCUUCCCGUCGGCCGAACCGCGGAUGCGCUUCAACACGUGCGUACACGGAAGGAAUGCGCACAUCAUCAACGGUGGCCUGACCGCCUGCCGACCGAAAGCGCUGGCCGAGUUUAACGACGCGAUCGUGUUUAGCAGCCGGCCGCUACGCCAGCGGGAACUGUUCGAGAUCGUACUCGAUACGGUGGUCGACCGGUGGAAUGGCAGCAUCGAAAUCGGCGUGACGGCCAUCCGGCCGGACGAGCUGUCCCUGCCGAGCACGGCGACCGAUCUCGAGCACGAAACGAUCAUGGUUUCCGGCACGACGCUCCUGCUGAACGGGUGCACCAUACGGAGCGAUCUCCCUUUCGAUCUGGACGCGCUCGGCCAGGGCUCGCGGGUCGGCGUGAUGCGCAACGGCGACGCCAUCCACUUUUCCGUCAACGGACUCGAUCUUGGCGCGUUUUACGAUUCGAAGGCACCGAACCUUUACGCCGUCGUUGAUCUGUACGGGCAGUGCGCUCAGGUUAGCAUUACGGCACCGACGCACGCAGCCGGAACCGGACCGGGAACCGGCGUUGGAGCGAGUGGGGAUCUACGUGCCCCGUACGCAAUCAGUGAGAACUCCCAAAGUCUGCAGGCAACGUCCGUCAUCCAGCCAAUGGCGCUGGUAGAAUCGAAGCACCGUUGGUCCUGCAUUUCCGCCAGCUCGGUAACGCUCGGCCACAACUGGACGUUGGCUUCGCGCGGUACCAACAGCGCUCUCUCGCACUGUCUCGUGUUCUCCGAUCGGCCGCUCGUGCCGGGUGAAACGUUUGAGAUUAAAAUCACCGAAGUGAACCCACUGUACGCGGGCUGUCUCCGGGUGGGUGCGACCGAUCUGAACCUUUGCGAUGAGCAUGUCCGCAAGAACAUCCCGAUCAGUAUGCGCCGCAUACCGGCGAACGUGUGGUACGUCAGCGGGAAUGAGGUUCGCCACAAUUCGACCCUACUGCAGCGAUCCCUUGCAUCGCUCGUCUGGUUGCGCGUUGGCGAUCGUAUCGGAAUCGAGCUAACUGCCAGCAGAACGCUUCGCAUCCUGCUCAACUCGGAAGACAUGAACAUCACGUUCACCAAUCUGCCCGAUUCGGCGGACGUUUUUGCGGUGGUCGAGCUGAUUGGCUCAACGAUGGCGGUGCAGGUAAUCUCGUCCCAGGGCCCUAGCUCUCCCCUACGGCCGUGCAGUCUGCGGCUGCAGGACUCGCUGGAGCUAGGGCUUGAUCCGCUCAACAAGCAGGACUCGAUGCUGGAAUCGAUCGAUUCCGACAGUCUGGCGAUGGAGUUUUCCGAGCUGUAUCUGGGCAAAAACGUGACACUGUUCGAGGACCGCAAAUCGGCCGCCCGGACGCAAUCGUACCAUCAAGCGAUCGUUUGCCUUUCCCGGCCACUCUGCAAGGGACACAGCGUUAGCGUGCGCGUUAAUGCGAUCAACACGCAGUGGAAGGGUACGAUUGCGGUGGGAGCGCUCGGUGCGGCCCCGGGCGCUUCGCCCGCCCAGUUUCCCUUUCCAACCUCGGCCAUCCUGUUCCGCCGGCCGUGCUGGAUAGUGACGCAUGAUUAUGUGAACAUCAACGGCACGAAAACGCAGUCCCGGUACGGUGAGCUGCUGGAUUCGAUUCAACCAGGCACAAUCAUUACGCUCACGCUAACGCACGCCGGCAGUUUGCUAAUCACCUGCGGACAAACGCAGCUAGAGGAGCUGGCCACAGGGCUACCGCACCACGUGUAUCCCGUGUUCGAUCUGUACGGUAAGUGUGAGCGGGUGACGAUCUACAACGGUGAUCCAAAGAACGGUAGCCCGAUCGCGGAGGAGCUGGCCGUCCUGCCGAAUGAACCACAGCGAAUGGGUGGCACAGUCAUCGGUGGUGGUGGUCCGGGAGAGUCUGGCGGGGCCGGACCGGGCGCGCUGGUUGCCGGUACCGUGCUGGACCACAACGGUGAGAAUGUGCCGCAGUGUGAGAAGGCAGAUCUGGAAGUGCACGAGAAGGAAACGGAUCAAACGGUAGCAGCUUACCAGCCGGUGGCGACUACAUCCAGCUCGUCCAAUGCAAUGAGCCGUUCCGUGAUGGACUGUGUGUCGGAGAAUUUGCUGAUGAAUAUUUCGAUUAAGAUACGCACCGCUAACGAAGCUCGCAAUCAGGAACUGUCGAACUCUUGCUGCCUCCGCGACUCACUUCAGCUGCAGCACUCGACCAAUCUCAACAUUCAGCGCAGCCAGAGCACACAUCGGUUCGGUGCGAACGCGAUGCAGGGCAGCUUCGACAGCAACCGUGGCGGUGGUGAUCAAUCGCAAUCGAUGAGCUCGGGUAACUACGACGAAGGGUUCGAGGACUAUCAGCAUCGACCGGCCGUUUCAUCAACGGCGGCAACCGCUGGCGAAUCUUCCAGCGUUACCACCAGCACUUCCACCGGAGCAGCAGGCUCGAAUACCGUCGACCGUGCAGUGGGUGGUGGUGGUGGUGGUGGGGAGGAAAACACCGACACCAAUUAUCUGGACGAGGUGGUCGUGUCGAGCAUAGAUUUCACCGGCGUAGAUGGUCCUAACGGUGAUACGGAAUGCGAUACGAAUCUGGCGGAUGUUAACCAACAGGUUACGGCGGACGAAUCGCUUGACGACGAGGAUGAUGCCGAUGAUGAUGAUGAUGAGGAUCGCGAUCGGAAUACGCGGCGAACGAAACUUGGACUGCAGCUGCAGACUGUUGGAGGAACUCCCGUCAGUAUGGCGUUGGCGUCCUCUUCAUCGCGACCGUUUGCAGCUGUUCAGCGGCUAGCUCCGGAAGGUGCUGAAAAUGAGGAAACGAAUGGCGGGCAACCGCGACCCGCGAAACCACCCAUCCCGGCAGCGUACAGUAGUUCCACGGCGUAUCCACCGCCACCGGUGGUAGAAAACCGUGACUGCGAUUAUCUGAAGCUGGUGAUGAGCUUCAAGCGUACGCUUAUGCUGCCGGAUGCGUUCUUCGUUGAUGAGCCGUGCGCCUGCUACUGCACAUCCUGUCAGCUUCCGCUGGCCAAUGCCGGUUCGUCCAACCGCCUUAAGAACUGGGUCCGGUUCCCGUUGAAUCAGCUCAUGGUACAGGGUGGCUGUGUGGUUGUGAACACAGGGGACGAUUUCGUCUGGACCACGGCGUACUACAAUACGCGCGUCGAUAAGAUACGGUCCGUGCUGGAUCACGGUCAACCGUUGCCGAUUGAAAGUGGUCAGCUACAUCCGGACGCCGCAACAUCGGCGCUGAACGAUAACUUCAUCCCCGGUACGCACAUACUGUUGCGUUCGGUUCCGGAUGCUUCCGAACCGGUCCACACCGCGCCAGCAGCUUCAAGUUCCGCCAGCACUACCCGGGGCCGACCGUUUCCGCUCCGCUACAUGGUAAAUGGGCAAUUUUUCCACAUUAAAACAGCGUUCGAGGUGCGCGUCCGUACGCAAGCGAUUUCCGCCGUUGAUCGGGACGGCUGUGACCCGGCACAGCAAAGGCCCACAGUGAUGCAGACCGAUAGCUCCACCAAUACACCGCUGGCCGGUGGAAGCUCCACGUCGGUAGCAUCGACGGCGCUCGCUUCGAGCGGGGCUAACGACAGCAACAAUGCAAAUGAUUUCACAUUCCGGUCGUGGACGACCAAGGAGGUAGAUGCCUGUGUCCUGACGGCGCUGCUAAUCCAUUUGAUGCCGAACUAGGCAGGAUCACCGGCAACAUUUCACCAAUCUAUGUCAAAUGCAGCUUUAUACAGUAAGAUUUCAUGGUCGCUUCCUUCCGGGCAGGAACUGCGGGGUUUUGAAGUACUUGGAGCUGUGUAGCUCAUCCGAAAUCAUGGUUAUUCGUAGUAUGGGCUAGGUAGAGGAGACCGAGUAGUAGCUGAUAACAUAAUUUAUUACUCCAUAUACAAGCAGAGAGAAAGAGAGAGAGAGAGAGAGAGAGAGAGAGAGAGAGAGAGAGAUAAAGAGAAAGAGUCACUAUCAGAGCGGAUUCCGAGCUCGGGAAAAUUCAGUACAAAUGACUGAAGCUUCCGCAUGCGAUAAUCCCUAUUCCUACCAUCUCUUAUUAGAUUUCUGACAGAGUUAUAUGAUCUUCAUUUGGAAGGAGGAUGCUCAGAACAGGGUUUUGCCGAUUAUGUCAUGAGAAUGAUACCGAACGACUUAGUGCGUAAAGUCCAAGGCGGCCGUGCUCAGCUCAGCAAGUCUGAGAUGGAGUGAUCCAGAGCAUUUUGAAGGUCUCCUUAGAAGGCUGAAGCGCCCGAUUGCUUUCGAACGAAUCAAAUAGCUUAUUGAAGAAUAAAAUACGUCUGAAAUUUGAUCACUUGA
Molecule: messenger RNA, 7020 nt
Organism: Anopheles stephensi (Asian malaria mosquito)
Lineage: Eukaryota; Metazoa; Arthropoda; Insecta; Diptera; Culicidae
Gene: Neurl4
Product: neuralized-like protein 4
Exons: 6
Coding region: 766-6396 (1876 amino acids)
Source: RefSeq, a predicted model, not a curated record